This is a messenger RNA of Mytilinidion resinicola, 1079 nucleotides long. RefSeq names its product cathecol 1,2-dioxygenase. The record is from RefSeq and is a predicted model, not a curated record. Lineage: Eukaryota; Fungi; Ascomycota; Dothideomycetes; Mytilinidiales; Mytilinidiaceae. The transcript is spliced from 3 exons. Gene Ontology annotation, molecular function: ferric iron binding; catechol 1,2-dioxygenase activity. Gene Ontology annotation, biological process: catechol-containing compound metabolic process. The coding region runs from base 90 to 1079 and encodes 329 amino acids.
CUGUGCACCCCCAAUACCUACCACCAUCCCAAUUCCCCAAAACCUAACUUGUAGCCAUCGCGCCAGCUUCACAGCAUACCCAAUUCGCAAUGGAUCCCUCCAAAGUCAAGAUCCCAGUACUCAAGGACCUAACAAUCGACAACAUCACCGAAAACGUCCACCGCAUCAACUCCACAUGCGCCGACCCGCGCCUGAAGUACAUCCUCGAGCAACUCGUCACGCACAUCCACGACUUCGCGCGGGAAACGCGGCUGAGCACGAACGAAUGGAUGGCUGGGAUUGAGUUCCUGACGGCCGUGGGGAAGAUAUGCACGGAUGUGCGGCAGGAAUUUAUCCUCCUCUCCGACAUCCUCGGCCUCUCCCUCCUCGUCGACAGCAUCGACCACCCCAAACCUCCGCAAUCCACCGAAGGCACAGUCCUGGGCCCUUUUCACACCCACGACGCCGAGCACCUCGCGCUUGGCACCAACAUCUCGCACGACCCGAACGGCACGCCGUGCCUGGUCGUGUGCAACGUACGCGACACGGAUGGGAAACCCGUGGAGGGCGUGAAGAUCGACAUCUGGGAGACGGACAGCAAGGGCUUCUACGACGUGCAGUACAGCGACUACGGGAAGCCGGAUGGGCGGGUGGUCAUGAAAAGCGAUGCAGAGGGGGUGUUUUGGUUCAAGGCGAUUGUGCCGGUGCCGUAUCCGAUUCCGCAUGACGGGCCGGUGGGGAAGCUGCUGAUGCAGUUGGGGCGGCAUUGUUGGAGGCCGAGUCAUAUGCAUUUUAUGUUUGAGAAGGGGGGGUAUGAUCAUUUGAUCACAGCUCUGUAUCUGAGGGGAGACCCGUAUGAGACGUCGGAUGCGGUGUUUGGGGUUAAGGAUACGCUAGUUGUGGAUCUGGGUACUGUGGAUGCGGAGAUGGCGAAGAAGUACGGUGUUAAGGAGGGAGAUAAACUCUUGUCGUAUGACUUUGUGCUAGUUUCGGAUGAGCAAUCGAGGAAGUUGAGGGAAGAGAAUGCCAUGAAGGCUAUGGAGAAGCUUGGGAGGAGAAUGAAGCUGUACAACGGGCUACCUGUGCCGGACGUCGACUGA